AUGCCCGUCCAUAGACCACGCACCCCUUAUUUCGCAGAUCAUUCCAGCUCAGAGUCUCGAGCAGAACUACGCACCCUAGCCCUCCAGCCCGUUCGACUAAACCGUGGGACAGCCUAUCCAUGUACUGAAAAUGAACUGCGUGAUGCGACCACUCUCAGCAGUCAGUCUCAAAGGAGCUACGUAAGCGCCAUGCAAGCAUCUCGCGAUGUCUUCGCCCAUAACGCCCUAGGAAGGAACCUCAGCUUUGAAGAGUACGAUGCUGUUAUCCGCCUUGAAAACAUCGUACUUGAAGUUGUCGCUCGCCGCCGGGAGUGGAGCCCUGAUCUCAUUAUCAAAGCUUUUUGUGACCUGGAUCUUGUGUUCUUUGAUGGGUUUCUUCGAGGCCAUGUCUACGUCCAGUGGAAAACCGCUUCCUACUUUCCUCCGCCACUCCCACGCAGCCUGACCUUCGGCUUGACAAAUCCUCUAGGCGGCGGAAAAGCUGUCAUACAUCUGAACGUCGAUGCUAUAUGUUGGAACGACUCAACACUCGCUACCACUAGUACUCAUUCGGUCUAG
Messenger RNA from Letharia columbiana, 558 nucleotides. RefSeq lists its product as uncharacterized. The record is from RefSeq and is a predicted model, not a curated record. Bases 1 to 558 code for a protein of 185 amino acids. NCBI's taxonomy places the organism in Eukaryota, Fungi, Ascomycota, Lecanoromycetes, Lecanorales, Parmeliaceae. The transcript has a single exon.